AUGAAGUUGUCUCCCUGGAGCGACCGUCUCCGUAGCCGCUCCGCUGGUGCGUCGCCGCUGCCCUCUCGUUAUCUUCUCCCUCUCUCCCCACAGCAGCUGCGUGAGUGGUACGUUAGCCGUCAGGGUCGAGCUGCUGGAGCUGGGGGCCCUGCUGCGGGAGGCGCUGGUGUUGGAGGCACUGGAGCCGGCGCUAUUCCUAGGGGUGCGGAGCCUGGGGGUGCAGAGCCUGAGCGUGAGGAGCCUAGGAGUGCUGAGUCUGGGGGUGCUGAGCCUGUGCGUGAGGAGCCUGGGGGUGCUGAGUCUGGGGGUGCGGCGCCUCAGGGUACUGAGACUGCUGGUGUGCGGUCUCCUUGGAGUGGCCGCCUUCGUCCGCGUGUGCCUCUCACCUUGCAGCAGCUGCACGACUGGUACGGUCGCCGUCAGGUUCGCGCUGCUGGAGCUCGGGGCUCUGCCGCUGGAGGUGCUUCUGCUGACGCCACUGGAGCUGGGAGUGGUGCUGGUACUUUGUCUGCUGGAGGUGCUGGAGUUGCUGGUCCCGGAGGUGCUCGUACUGGCAGUACUGGAGCUGCUGGGACUGGAGGUGCUGUGUCUGGGGGUGCUGCUGCUGGAGACACUGAGGCUGGAGACCCUGGGACUGGAGUCACCGGUUCUGGGGGUGCUGCUGCUGGAGACGCUGCAGCUAGAGACCCUGGGACUGGAGGUGCCGGUUCUGGGGGUGCUGCUGCUGGUGGAGCUGGUCAUGGAGGAGCUGGCACUGGAGGUGCUGGAGCUGCUGGAGGCGCUGGAGCUGCUGGUACUGGUGGCACGGCGCAGCCGAGACUGUUCUUCGCUCCGCCGUCUCCGUCGUCUCCGCCACCGCCUGACUCUGUGCUUCGCCAGGUUCUUAGCCUCCCGUCUUCUACUGGUCUUCCGUUACAGCCUGACUCCCCGCUGCCUGCUCCUUCUCCUUACACCGAGCAGCCAGGGGGUCUUGCUGAGCGUCGUGAGCCUGCGUCGCGUCCUGUCUCGCCUCGUGUUCCUCUGCCGUCUCCUCCUGCGUCCUCUCUACCUGACGUUCCGGACCCUGAGUCUGACCGGUUUUGUGCUGAGCACCCUACUGUCAUGCGUCUGUUAGCCACUGUUGUCACCGACCCGUCGUUUGAGUCUGCUGCUGCGUCUGCCUUGGUCGCUGAGCUUGUGGACUUUGCUGCUGCCUGUCAUCUAGACUACGCUGCUAGUCUUGUUGCUGAGUCUGCGUCUAUCUGUCCUCCGUCCGUCGGGGGUGAGUGUGCUCUUGGCACGGACGUCCUUGAGGACAGACAGGAGGACCUUGAGUGUCUUGCGGCCGCAGAGCCUCAUCUCGUGGCCAUGCUACUUGCCCCUGAGGGAGACCCGGAUGCACCAGACAUCCCUACCCCGCGCUUCUACGCUGAGGCGAUCGCGGGUCCCUACUCCUCUCAGUGGCAGACAGCCAUGGACGCAGAGAUGGCAUCCUGGAAGUCCACAGGCACUUACGUCGACGAGGUUCCCCCCCCCGGGGCGAACAUUGUCGAUGGCAUGUGGAUUUUCAGGGUGAAGCGGCUGCCGGGUUCUCCGCCUGUCUUCAAGGCUCGUUACGUUGCACGAGGCUUUAGUCAGCGAGAGGGAGUUGACUUCUUCCUGACCUUCUCCCCCACCCCGAAGAUGACUACUCUUCGGGUGCUGCUGCACGUUGCCGCCCAGCGUGACUACGAGCUUCACUCUCUGGACUUUAGCACAGCCUUCUUACAGGGUAGCCUGCACGAGGAGAUCUGGCUGCGCCGCCCACCUGGCUUCACUGGGACGUUCCCUCCUGGUACCCAGUGGAGCCUCCGGCGGCCAGUCUACGGUCUCCGCCAAGCGCCACGUGAGUGGCACGACACACUGAGGACGACGCUUGCGGCACUUGGGUUUGCUCCUUCGACAGCUGACCCGUCGCUGUUUCUGCGCACCGACACUUCGCUGCCGACGUUCUACAUCCUCGUGUACGUCGACGACUUGGUCUUUGCCACUGCUGACACUGAGGCUCUUGCCCUGGUGAAGUCGGAGCUGCAGAAGAGACACACAUGCACAGACCUGGGUGAGCUGCGCAGUUACCUUGGCUUGCAGAUCACCCGGGACCGAGCACGCCGCACCAUCACACUGACUCAGUCACACAUGGUGCAGCAGGUCCUUCAGCGCUUCGGCUUCACCUGGUCCUCGCCACAGUCCACUCCUCUGGCUACAGGUCACUUGCUCUCAGCUCCACCUUCGGACGAGUCCGUAGAGCCGAGUGGUCCUUACCCAGAGCUAGUGGGUUGCCUCAUGUACCUGAUGACCUGCACUCGUCCUGACCUUGCGUACCCUCUUGGCCUUUUGGCUCGCUACGUGGCUCCUGGUCGGCACCGAAAGGUGCACAUGGAUGCUGCAAAGAGGGCUACGCAGCGGUCGUCACAGGGUUACACGUUCAGCCUUGGCUCUGGCUCUGUUUCUUGGCGUUCUACUCGCUCCUCUUCUGUUCUCGGCUCCAGUUGUGAGGCUGAGAUCUACGCCACAGCCAUGGCUGCACAGGAGUUACGCUGGCUUACCUACCUGCUGACUGACUUGGGAGAGAGGCCUCAUUCUCCUCCAGUUCUGUACGUCGACAACAAGGCCGCCAUUGCCUUGUGUGAGGAGCACAGAAUGGAGCACAGAACGAAGCACAUUGCUCUGCAUUCUAACAGUUGUGGCGCACGCGUUCUGGCUGGGGCGCGCGCUGUUGUGCCGGGGCGCGCGCGUUCUGGCUGGGGCGCGCGCUGCUGGCCGUGGCGUGCGCUACUGGCUGGGGCGCGCGCUGCUGACUGGGGUGCGUGCUACUGGCUGGGGCGCGCGCUACUGGCUGGGGUGAGCGCUACGGGCUGGGAUGAGCACUACUGGCUGGGGCGCGGGCUCUGGCCAGGGGCGGGCGUUCUGGCUAAGGCGCGCGCUGCUGGCUGGGGCGGGCGCUACUGGCUGGGGCGCGCGAUCCUGGUGGGGCGCCGGCUCUGGCUAGGGGCGAGCUAG
Molecule: messenger RNA, 3018 nt
Organism: Closterium sp. Yama58-4
Lineage: Eukaryota; Viridiplantae; Streptophyta; Zygnematophyceae; Desmidiales; Closteriaceae
Source: the annotation of a GenBank genome assembly